CUUUUAUUCUAAAAGGUAUGCUAGUAAAUUCAUAAUGACCUGUAUAUUACCUUAUAUUAAAAUUUAAAUGUUAGUAACUUAGUAUAUACUUUUUUGUAGUGACUCUAAAUAUAAGUGACCGUUAUGUGAUUGACCCUUCAGAGAUAGAUAAAAACACGUGGCUUUUCUUCUGAAUUGCUAUUCGUCGUCCUAAAAUUUAAAUUUUAUCGCCCUAAAACACACUAAAUUGACACAUUUAUCCCUAGCUCUAAUUUCAUUUCAACACUCUGCGUAGCCGCCCAUACACCAUCAUCACCUUCCUAGCCUCUGUGGAAGCAAAAAAACAAGUUCCUGCUCCACUUCAUCUUCUUGGACGUGAUAAGUAGUAAAUAGCAACUAACUAAUUUACCACUUACCACAUGUCUCUCACUUUCAUCCUUCUUCCCGAAAAAACCAUUAACUCCCUCUGAUCCCCUGCUUUGCAGCUGACGCUAGCAAUAGUUUCCACGGCCAUCACGGCGGCCGGCGAUGUGGCCUACGUCGGCCUGAAGAGCAACAAGCACGCGGGGGUGGGCAAAGGUGUGCAGCGUUUCGGACAAGUACUACAAACACUUGGGAAGCUCCAUCUCCAUCUCCCUUUUCGCCUCUGUUCUGCUCGUUCUCCUAGUUUUUCUCUCUGUCCUGUCCCUACACAGCAAGAUCCCACUGCCUACAACGACAGUUGCCUAGUUAUUAGCGUGUCUGAGUUGCUACGCAGGGUGAUGAUGGGGCUGAGGCUGACUACGACGAUUGGGCCUCCGGUGACGUGGUCUGCUCCAGUAACGAUUGGAUGUAUGUAUUUGUUUAAGGGUUUAAGUGAUUAAAAGAUAAAAAAUAAACUAAGGAUAUUAGAGUAAAUUUAAUAUAAUUAGGGCGACGAAUAAGGAUUUUUAGGGCGACGAAUAGCAAUCCCCUUUUCUUUAGAUAAAAUAUUGUUAAAAUGGAUGAACGGUGGAACAAUUAACUUUGUAAUUCCCGCUGUAGUUUCCCUGAGCAAACGUCGCUCUUUCUGCCGGACUCCAAAGAAACCGUCGAAAUCGCAGUAGCCAAAAAGCUCCGUUACCGGCCAAGGAAAUGGCGCCAAUGCCGCCCAUCGUUGUCAGCGGAGAAGUCCCACUUUCCGCUCCCGGAAGUCCCACUUUCCGCUCCCGCUCCUCUUCCUCUCAGUACAAAAACGCUUCAUCAACUUCCCAAUUCCCAGCAAUUCUCGCCGAUAUCUCGCCUGAAACCCUAAGAUGGACGCCGUUGGCUUAGAAAUAGUUCUGAUCACCGGCUGCUCGCAAGGAGGCAUCGGCCACGCCCUGGCGAAAGAGUUCGCCGCCAAAAACUGCCUGGUCGUGGCCACGAGCAGGUCCUUGAGCUCGAUGCAGGACUUGGAGCAGGACGAGAGGUUCUAUCUCCAGGAGCUCGAUGUGUCCUCCGACGAGAGCGUGCAGCGGGCGGUGGCGAACGUCAUGGAGAAGUACGGGAGAGUGGAUGUUCUGGUGAACAACGCCGGGGUUCAGUGCGUCGGCCCUAUUGCUGAGGUCCCGCUUUCUGCCCUGGAGAAUACUAUCAAUACCAAUGUUUAUGGUCCCAUGAGGAUGAUUCAAGCUGUUGUUCCACACAUGGCGUCGCGAAGAAAGGGAAAGAUCGUGAACGUAGGAAGUGUCAUAGUCCUGACGCCUUUCCCUUGGACCGGUGCUUAUGCUGCGUCUAAAGCUGCUCUUCAUGCAUUAACAGAUACCUUGAGGUUGGAGGUGAAGCCACUGGGGAUUGAUGUGAUAAAUGUGGUUCCAGGAGCCAUCCAGUCAAACAUAAUGCCCUCAGCUGAGGUUCGUUAUAUUUCAGAGUGGAAACUAUACAAGCAAUUUGAGCCAGCGAUGAGGCGGUUUCUCACCCAAGGCAGAGUGGGCACCCCAACCGAAGAAUUUGCAAAGCAAACCGUUGCUGCCAUCCUGAAAAAGCACCCUCCUGCAUGGUUCUCCUCGGGCAAGUUCUCGACCAUCCUCGGCAUCGCUUACUAUUUCCCUCUUCGUGUCAAGGACUUGAUGGUGCAAUCUUUUCUGAAACCCUGAAGAGAGUUUCUUCCUUUCUAUUCUUCGCUGGGGAUCAGUCUUUCUUUCUCUGCAGCUUCUGAUACAGACUGUUCUUCAGAUUUAGCAUAUUCCAUAUCUAUAAUGGCUUCCUUUCCUCCUGCAUGACUUGUUGCAUCAUGUAGAUGUUAAGGGUCUGCAACUAUCUUGUUCCCUUACAGUGUUAAAUCUGUUAUGAAAGUAUAUCUUGAUGAUUUAUUGCGGAAGUUAGUUGUACUCUGCAAGUCCUUUGUCGUAUUGAUAAUAAACUCUGUUUUGGCUAUGGAUUUCUGAUGAGUACUUCUGGCCGGGUUGUUUAGGCAUUGACACCUGCUCUGCUGCCAUGGAUUUGAGCUUCUUGCUUAAUGCUAACCUAGUCAUGAUAAGUUAACACCAGCCAGUAAUCCUAGAAUGUUGUUAGUUCAAUUUGUAGUAAAGCUGGGAGGAGUCUACACAAUAAACUAGUGAUCCUGCUGAGGUAGUGGCUGAGCUUCAAUGCAACUUGCUUGUAGUCUGAGUCACCCGGGAACAACUUUCUGAUUUUGGUUAAAGACUCAUAACAGAAUAGUUUAAUACAUCAAACUUCAAAAUUAGCCACUAAUCAGACCAGUACUGAAUAUAAUAAGACUGGUGGUCUGAAAUGAAAUCGAACGAAAAAGCCUGCAGAAGUUCAUGAUGUUUCUCUCAGAUGCAGGUUAGAAAGUGAAACCACUGGGGAUUGAUGUGCUGAUGUAGUUCCUGGAGCUAUUCAGUCAAAUACAAUGGGAAGGUUUGUCUCCCAAGGCAGAGUUGGCAUCCCCCUUGCAUGGUUCUCAUCAGGCAAAUACUCAGACCAUCAUGGCCAUUCUGCACCAUUCGUCACUUCGUAUCGAGGAUUUUCUUCUGCGAUAAUCGCGAUCGGUCCUCUCUGCAGCUUUACUUAUACAGAUUGUUUCCCUUCCUUCUCCUGAGUUACUUUGUUUUGUGUGGGUUUUAGCUUUGUUCUCUCAUACAUCAUGUGGCUGUGGAGGGUUGUCUAUGAAUUAAAACUUUUGUUUUGCAUUCAUGGGUUUGCCUUUUCGAGCUUCUUCUUGCUAAUGCACAUACCUAAUCAUGAUGAUAAAACUAGAGACAGGAAAAGCUUGGUGCUGGCUGGAGAGAUUGAUGAAGGUGUUUAAUGGUGCUAGCAUGUUAAUAGUUUAUUAGCAGCAGAGCUAAGGAUAAGUUAAUAAACUGGUGAUCCUGCUGAGUGAGAUGGAAGCGGCUAAGCUUCAAGGCAACUUGCUCUGUUGCUGGAGUCUGAGUCACUAGGGCACAACUUUUUCUGGUUUUGGGGGUUAAGAACCAUAUAUAACAGAAUUAGUUUAGUAUAUCAGCAGCAUCCUUAAACCCACUGAGAAAAACUAGUGCACGUACUCAUUAUAGUAAGGCUGCUGGUCUGCACUUUCAUGAAACUUCCAAAUUAUUAGAACCGAUUUAAACGAUGAAGCAUGGGGUUGAUACGAUAUGUUUCUGAAUUCAAUUUUUACAAUUAAUUAUUAUAAGUAAAACUCCGAUAUACACUUGUUGGUAUCAGUUUGAGUCACCCGCUUUUAUAAAUGUACUAAGUAUUC
This is a messenger RNA of Linum trigynum, 3664 nucleotides long. The record is from the annotation of a GenBank genome assembly. Lineage: Eukaryota; Viridiplantae; Streptophyta; Magnoliopsida; Malpighiales; Linaceae.